AUGACUGAUGUAUUAAACACAGACGGUCCAUCGAUCCUCAACAGCUUCGAUUCGGACUUUGAGAAGAAGAAAAAAUUGGUAUAUACUACUGAUUACUUAAGGCAGUUUGACCAACAAGGCAAGGACAAACAACAUACUCAGCAAGCGCAACAACAACAACAACAGCAUCAUCAACUCCAGGAGCGAUCACUUCAACAGCAUGAGUAUGACCAACAACACAAAGAUAGACAGUUGGCCGAGUACACCUCGAUCAUCCACAAGCUCAAAGGAAUCAUAUUGCACUCCAAGGAUGAUAACCUCAUCAAUACUAUGAAGUCCACUCUUAAUGAGUAUCAACAUGGUAAACAGUUCUUGAUUGAUGACUACUCUCAUAGAGUACCUUCAAUUCAGAACUUCUCCUACAUUGAUCAGCCACUGUUCAAUUCAUACACACCAUUCCCAAGCAAUGGACAACCAACCAGCAUUCCAAUUGUCAGCGGACAAUUGCCACCGUUGAGAUCACCAAGAAAGGUAGAGAUCCAACCUAUACCAGUAACACCUCUGCCCCAAGCCAGCCAGACUGCUGCGCCCACCUUCAAGUCACCAAGGAAGCAACCGCCUCCACAACAACUGCCACUUCAGCAGCAGUCCAACAACUCUGCCACCACAACACCAAAUAGCGCCACACCACAAUUCCAAACACCCAUCUCCGUAUCACCAUCAACAUCAUCCUCCAACAUUGCUUCUAUUCUUGGUCCACAGGCAGGCGGUGCCAAGACCAUGAAGAAGUCGCCAUCAAUGCCCGUGAUCGUCAAGCAGACCAAGGACGCACCAGCACCUUUGGAGGUCAAGGCCCCUAUCAGGCCCGCACUCAAGUCUUCCAACAGCAGCUCCAACAUCACCAACAUUGGACUCAAGAAGGACGACCCCAUCAAGAAGGUUGGAUCGGCCGCCGACGCACCGCUGAGGAAGCCCAUGACCAAGUCCGUGUCGAUGAGCUCGAUCAACACGUCCAACAUUAACGACGCUAACAUGCCCAUCAAGGCCACGACGCUCGAGGAGAUCACCGGCCAGAUAUAUCAUCUCACCAAGUACCAGGCCGGCUGCAGAUUCCUACAGAAGAAGCUGGAGGAGUCGCCCGACGCCGAGCACGUCACGAUGAUCUUCAAGGAGGUCUACGAGCACCUCAUCGAGCUGAUGGUCGACCCCUACGGCCAGUACCUCAUCCCACAGCUCAUGAAGUACUGCGACAACAACCAGAGGAAGAUGAUCGUGGACAAGAUCGCGCCCAAGGUCGAGACGUUUGCCUGCCACAUCUACGGCAUUCACGGCAUCCAGAAGGUGCUGCAGUACCUUGCGCCAGAGCAGGUGCAGUCGAUCGUGGACUCGAUCAGCGACAAGGUUAUCAGCCUGUCCAAGGACGCCAAGGGCAACUACCUCAUCCAGUCGUUCCUCAAGCAGUUCUCGCCAGAGGUCAACCAGUUCAUCUGCAACGCCAUCAUGGACAACGUCGUGGAGAUCUGCACGCACAAGGUCGGCUGCACGGUGGUCAACCGUUGCAUCGACUUUGCCAACAAGGAGCAACUAGAGGCACUGAUCAAGAAGAUCAACUCUCAUUCGCUGGAGCUUGUACAGGAUCAAUUCGGCAACUACGUCGUUCAGCACUUGCUCUCGAACAACAAGUCCUACGCAUCCCAGCUAAUCAAGAGUCUGCUGGGCAACAUUGGCGAGCUCUCUGUCCAGAAGUACAGCUCCAACGUCAUUGAGAAGUGUCUCCAAGUGGCUGACACCGAGACCUACGAGUCCAUCAUCAAGGAGCUCAUGGAGGCAGACAUCCUCGUCCUCCUCCAAGACAAGUAUGCCAACUUUGUCAUCCAGACUGCACUUGACGUAGCCGACGAUCAACAACAUGCCAGACUUGUAAAGUUAAUCGUACCCUAUAUCCAUCAAAUUAAGACACCCUAUGUAAUACAUAUUCAAAAGAAAAUUCUUCAAGUCUAG
This is a messenger RNA of Acytostelium subglobosum LB1, 1980 nucleotides long. RefSeq lists its product as hypothetical. The transcript is spliced from 4 exons. The record is from RefSeq and is a predicted model, not a curated record. Gene Ontology annotation, biological process: post-transcriptional regulation of gene expression. NCBI's taxonomy places the organism in Eukaryota, Evosea, Eumycetozoa, Acytosteliales, Acytosteliaceae. The coding region runs from base 1 to 1980 and encodes 659 amino acids. Gene Ontology annotation, molecular function: mRNA binding. Gene Ontology annotation, cellular component: cytoplasm.